AUGUCCACCCCAGCUAGGCGGAGGCUAAUGAGAGAUUUCAAGAGGUAAGCGCUCUUCCCCUUUCCUUCCUCCUCCGGAGAGCUCUGGCUGCUUCCCAGGGCCGGAAUGCGCCCCCUCCCUCCCGCCUUCUCUGGAGGAGGAGGAGGAAGGGGUCCUCCCUCGCUCUUGGGGACCCCCUUGUGAGAGCCUAGCUGCUCACCUUUGCCUUUUGCCCUUCCAGAGGAGCUGGGGGGGGGCUUUCUGUGUUUAGGGCGGAGGGGAAGAAGAACUCUAGAUUUCGCCUGUCCGUCUCUACCCCCAAAAAAACCUGCUGGGAGGACAAAGAGUUCAAGAGUUUCCACUUCCUCCCCUCGAAAAGAUCUGCCCUUGCCCCGCACCCAGACUGCCCCCCACCCUUCCUCCUUCCCCUUCCUCCUCUCUUAAGAAGGUGCUUCUAUAAGAACAAGGGCUGUGCUAGACAAAAGACUUAAGAAGCUUGCUGGGUUUUGCCCUCUUCUCUCUUCAACCCCCCCCCCCAAAAAAAAUAAGAGAGAGGCCAAACUGAUUCGAGAGACCAUUCCCCCUUUUUUUGGCUUUGACGCCCCUUUGUAGAAUACUUGUCUUGUUGAUAUAAGGGAGUUGGAUUGAAAUAGACUGGAUUGACCACGUCACAGGUACAGAUGAAGCCCCCCCCCAACUCAGGGGAAUGACCUAGGGAGCCAGUUUGUUUAUAGCAUGGGACGUUAUGCAAAAUAGUGAUUAGGUCACUGGUUUUAAGAAGUCGCCUCUUACCUGUUUUUUUUCUAUCCUGCACCCACCCCUCCAAGUACUCAGCAUGCAAGCUGCCUUUGGGGUUUGCCGAGUGUGAAAACGGGUUUGUUACAUAAAAGCCACAGUAAAUGGUAUACCCAAGAAAUGAUUUUCAACAGUUUGGUUUUCUUUUCUUUUUAAGGAAGGAAACUGGUAGGCCACAGAGCUGUAUUAAAUGCAAGCUUUGUUAUUUCCGUUUAAUAGAGUUUUUCUAUGCUCUUCAUCCACUGAUCCCAAAGCAUCUUGCCAAUGUGAUGCUUCAAAAAUAAAAGAAGCCAUUGUCACAGCCUCAGGUUACCUAGUGAGCCAACAGUGGAGCUGUAAAUAAAACUCCAUCCAGUCCAGUGUCCCCCUCUUUCGUUUAGCUAUGUUGAAUCUUUUAAUCCCCAAGGAUCUGCUCCAGAAUAGAGUUUCAGUGCAUUUGGUAUUCACUCUACUCUGUUCCCUUAUGACUUGGACUUAUGCAAAGAGAAUUGGUAUAUGAAUUAUCUCUCAGAAAUAAGGCUGGCCUGUGAAUUCGAUAGCUUCCUGGGUGGGGGGAUAGGGGAAAUGGUGGAGAGAAACAUUGAUUUUUUAAAUUUUUGCUAUAUAACCAGCUGUGUUUUUCAAAAUCAGGGAGAAUGCUGACUGUGCUUAAGUGAAUGCAAUGAUUUUAGUCAUGGCUUAUAGAAAAUGCUAACUUUCUCACACUGAAGUUGUUUGUGCCUAUUACAAUGGAGGCUUGUGUUGUUUCCGUGUUUGUUUAGGGCUGCUUCCUAUAAUUGCUCUUUGCCUCUUAGCUUUUACUGACAUCUGGAGGCAUCUGUGAAGGUUAUGCUGAAGUUGGCAAAAUAAUGGCCAUUUUAUUUUCUCAAGCAGGUUGCCAAGAAAGACAUCCUAUCCAAAUAUGCUUUUCCUGGCACUGCAAAUGGAUUCUACAUGUCCAUAUUCUAUAAAUUUACAAUAUAUACAUUGUAUACCUAAAUAUUGUUUAGAUAACAUUACACAGGAACUAUUACAACAUGGAUGUUGUUAAGUGUACAGACAGCUAUAUGGUCUCCAACUUUGCUUAAAUUUGGAAUUAAUAGAGGAGUAAAGAAACAAAAUAACUGUAUGAACAGGUGAACAUUUUAAGAUGGGAUCCAGUUGCUGCUGAAUUGCCAUAGGACUGCAGAUAGUUGUAUUUCCCCAGUAUGGCAAAUGUGGUUAUGCCAUGCCACAGAAUGGGUUGGUGCUGUGACACAAUGGCCGUAUCCAACAAUGCAGUAUUGCACAAAGCUGUGAUCCUGAACAGUUUUCUUGAAUGCAUUCCAUUGAAACCAGCAAGGCUUACUUUGAAAUAAAUGUGUCAGAAUUAAUUUCAGGAACUGAACUUAUACAUUCCUCAGUCAAGCUAAGUUUCACUAUGGGAACUUUAUACUUCCAGGUUCCUUUUAAUAAUUGUUUUACUGGUUUCACUAUACUGACUUAAAUUUAAAAAUAUGCCCUAAGACACCUUAUGUUGCAUCUGGAACAACAUGGGGGAAAAAAAUUAUGACCCCAGAACCAAGCAAUAUUUUCACCAAGGCACCGAUGUUUUGAAAACUGACACAAAAGUUAGAAAGGUUAUGAUUAGAAUUUAAACUGCACUUAACUUGCUAGUUGUUGUUUUUAAACCCAGUGUUAUGUGAGCUAGGACAGUCCUUUUGAAAGAGGACAUAAAAUGCACUAACUAAGGGAUCCCUAGCCUAACAUUUGUUAAACAACUCCACAUAACACUAUUGAUGAAGACAUUUUAACUACUGAAUGGGGAAAUAUCUGGCACUAGAAAUCUCAAAAUGGAAUGCGUUAGUUUCACAGUGCAUGCUAGAUAGCUGGUUUUACAUAGAAACUGGGAUUCAUGUCAGGAAACACUUAGUUCAAAGCUCACCUCAACUGUUCUAAGUAUUCUUGGAUAACGUAUGUGAAGUGUUUUGAACAUUUGAAAUUUACUAUUUAAAUGUUGAGUAUUUGGCACUCAAGCCAUCUGAGUUAAGGAAGGUAUAUUUUGCUUAAGUCUUGUUUCAUUUAGGUUGACUUGGUAGUAAAUGGCAUCCUUGCUCCCUCUAAUCUUCAAUUAACUGUUUGCAUGUGAAAUCCCAGUCAGGGCUGCAAAAUCUUCAUAGCUGAAGGCUUUUCACAGCAUGGUGUUCAUGAAGCUUCAAGAACCAAAGCUAUCUCUGAACAGCACAUGGGGCUUAAUGCUUUUGCUGAGACACUGGCAUGCAAGCUGGCUAUCAUGUAGCAAGAAGUCACGUUCCUUUGCUCUCCAGCCAAGGUUUUAGGUAGCUUGUGCUGUUGACAUUAAACUGAUUGAACUGAGCAUGCUCCAAGAAGAGAGCUGUAUAAAUGCAGGGUAGUUUUAAGGGCAAGGAACUGUAUGUAGACUGACAAUGCAGCAUGCUGUUAAUUUGCUGUUAUUCCUAAUGCCACUCUGUUGCAAGUCUUCCUUCCCAAUACAGUGGUACCUUGGGUUAAGUACUUAAUUCGUUCCAGAGGUCCUUACUUAACCUGAAACUGUUCUUAACCUGAAGCACUACUUUAGCUAAUGGGGCCUCCUGCUGCCGCCGCGCCACCAGAGCACGAUUUCUGUACUCCUCCUGAAGCAAAGUUCUUAAGCUGAAGCACUAUUUCUAGGUUAGUGGAGUCUGUAACCUGAAGCGUAUGUAACCCGAGGUACCACUGUAAAUGGAAAUGUACUUUUUGAUGUGAGGGCUACUGACAGAGAAUUAUUUCAGUGUCUUAAACCUCUAAUUUUCCUCGGCAAAAUGUUGCAAACUCUUAAGUAAACAUGAUUAACAGACUAUCACUAAUAUUGUAGUUCUGCUGUAAAAAUGUCCGUAUACAAUACUGGCAUAACAAGGCAAGCUCUUGUGUUACAUAAAGUAAGCGUGUGGAGGUCAUAUUUGCCACAUGGAAGGAGUUCACUCUGUCUCUUCAGCUUUUCUUUAAGAGAUGUCCCUGUAUGUAAUCCAGCUUGAGGAACUGAGUGACUUUUAAAAAAGAUGCAUCUUGACCAUGUUGGGACUUUUUUUUUUUAAUGGAGUAACAUAUGGAGGUGGGUUGAAAUGGGCUGGCACAGCACACUCUGAAAUCAAAUUGUUCCACCAACCAAAAUAGAACAGCACUGUCUCACUACAGAUAUUAUUAAUGAUCAUCAUUUCUCUACUGAAAACCCAGAUAAAAUAUAUUUCUGUAGUGUACAGAAUCUCAAAACCAGAGCAACAUAAAUAAAAUUGAAGCAAAAUACAUUUAGGAAGCUUAAGUAGAGUCUGGGUCACCUGACAAGGUUAUGAAAACUAUAAAUUAUUUCCAUGGGAAAGCUUCCUGAAAUAGUGACAUAAUAACACAAGUAGGCACAUAAGACUCAUUACAGAUGAUGUCUACUUGCUUUCAUUAGGUAUAGAGUUCCAUAAUCCCAUGCCAUCACUUUAAAUUCACAAUUUCUUGUUGAGGAUAGCCAGGCACCAUUUGACAAGUCUUAUGUGGCAGGAUACAAAGUUCAAGCAGUGGUUAUGGAAUAGGGCAGCAUUUGAAGUACAUUGGCCUUAGGUUGUUUAGAACUUCAUAUACUAAUAGUAAGACCUUGAAGAAAGAUAAUCAGCAUGUGAUAGCCGGUGCAGCUCCCUCAACACAGGUGUUGGUUUGUUGGUAGCCAACACCCAAUAGCAACCGGGCUGUGGAAUUCUGCACCAGCUGCAGCUUUCAUACCAGCCUUAAGGGUAGCCCAACAUAAAGCGCAUUACAUUAGUCUAUCCUAGAGGUCACCAAUGCAUGAGCCACCAUAGUGGAGCUAACCCACAGCUGACAAACCAGCUGAAUCAAGGGUCUUGAUUUCACCUGAUGUUUCAGUAAUGUUCUGUGUUUCAAACAGACAUAAUUUAUGGCUUCAGUAGAUACUUGCCAAUAUGUGAACAAAUAACAGUUCAUUUUCCAUAUAGUUAUCUCCUAGCGAUGGUCUGAAUGCUCAUGAGAAGGAUUCAGCUUGCUAGUAGAGCAUCUGUUUGGAUGCAGAUGGUCCCUGCCUCAGUACCCAGCAAUAGCCACCACAAAGCAGAUCUCAGGUUGACUACCAACACUACUUACGUGGUGGCAUAAGUGAGCAGACAAGCUUUGCUUACAUCAGGCACCAGAAGUGCUAUGCCUGAGAAAAGAUGUGCAAGUGUCCCCAACUCUCCUCCUCUUACAGCUGUAGAAAAGAGGAUAAUCAUCAUAGACACCUAUACAGAAUGCUGGCUGCCCAUUGAGGAGACAGAAAACCAGAUGGGAGGAGGAAUGGGUGGAAUAUCAUAAAGAAAGGCAUGGCUGGUUGGUUGGUUGGUUGGCUGGCUGGAAUAGUGUGUUUACACUAUGGAUUUUAAUGUCUCCAUGCAUUCUGCUUUCUUCUUUAAAGAUUACAGGAAGAUCCACCCGUGGGGGUCAGUGGUGCACCAUCUGAGAACAACAUAAUGCAAUGGAAUGCAGUUAUUUUUGGGUAAGUGAACCUUACCUUCAUUAUAAAGGAAAUGAAUGAAUAUAUUCUAAGUUAUUUUAUUCUAAGUUGUCACUUUCACAAAUGCUAAAUGAUGACUGAAACAAUAGAGCUCAUCAUUGAAAACAGAUUGUUAAGGGCCCAGUCUUGCACUCCAGAGUAUUCAGUUUAACAGGGCAACAUGGAACAUAAAGGAUAAGAUUCAACUAAGAAGCCCCACCAGUGGAAGCCCAUGCAAGGACUUCUGCUAGCUCAGCAGGGCUUCCCCCUCUCCUACCUUGCACACACACAUGCCCAAAGUGGGGGUGGGGUCAGGAGAACCCCUUGAACAACAUGCAGGGGGAGGGGCACAAAUGUUUGUGUUGAUGGAGCAAUCUGUUUAGCACUAAAUUGAAUCCCUCUCAAAUCAUUCUCUUUUAAGCUUUCUUAUGAUAUAGCAUGUAAUUGUACAAGCAUGACACUUUUAAUUGAGAAUGGAACAAGCUGAGCACUUUGGCUGAAAAUUCCAGUGAAUGUAUUGUCUCAAAUUAUAGCUUUGCAAGUGAGACUCUUUGCAGAGGCACUGCAAUAUCUAGAGUUUGGGAAUCAAAGAUAUUUUCAGUAACACAUUUAUAUACCAAGCUACUGGCCACUGUUUUAUGAGAACCUAAGUGGCAGAAAAUAGCUUGUGAGUUCUGUUUGUUCAUUUACAGUUAAGGAAUUAUUAAUUCGUAUUAUCUCUCUUUCCAGGCCAGAAGGUACUCCCUUUGAAGAUGGUAAGCUUUUAAAACAUUUUUUGCUUCUGGUAGCUUUUCUCAAAUUUAGAAUCUAAGCACAGGAAUCUUGCAUUAUGUUGCCAUAUGUUACCUGUAAUAAUUGUCUGAUAUUGUUAUAUUGAGGAUAGCAUUCCAGUUGUAGUAGUAAUACAUGUAAGCAAAGGUAAAGGAGCCCUGGACGGUUAAGUCCAGUCAAAGACGACUUUGGGGUGCAGCGCUCAUCAAACUUAAGGCCGAGGGAGCUAGCAUUUGUCUGCAAACAGCUUUCCGGCUCAUGUGGCCAGCAUGACUAAAUCACAUCUGGCACAACAGGACACAGUGACGAUUGCCAGAGCACACAGAAACGCCGUUUACCUUCCCAUGGCAGCAGUACCUUUUUACCUACUUGCACUGGUAUGCUUUCAAAUUGCUAGGUUGGCAGAAACUGGGAUAGAGCAAUGGGAACUAACCCCAUCAUGCAUAUUCAAACCGCUGACCUUCCAGUUGGGAACCCCAAGAGGCUCGGUGGUUUAGACCACAGUACCACUUGCUCCCUACCCGUAAUGCAUGUAAACAUUGGUAACAAAAACCCAACUACCUGUUUUUAAAGCCCAUUAUUCUUACAGUACCUACUAGCAAGAAGUCCUAGUACUUUAAAUCAUGUAAAUUUACUUGUUUGACCAUAAGCCCCUAACAAUACUAAGGCUGCAGUCCUAACCCCACUCACCUAGGAGUAAGUCACAUUGAAGUCAACAAAACUUACUUUUCAGUAGACCUGUUUAGGAUUGCACUGUACAAUAUAAAUAAAAUCCACUUAGUUGAAAGGGUCUUUUAUCAUUUAGGUUUGCAGCCCGAGUACACAAAGUGCUAAUCAGUCUGAUGGUUUCAUGAAGUAGGUUGUCACAUCCUUAAUCUAAAAUUGGGUCAUCUGGAGGAGUUAUAAAUUAACCAUGACGGACAAUUUGGAAAUAUUUUAAUGCUUGAAUUUGCAGCUGGUUCUACUGGAGCUUCCUCUGACUGCUCCAAAAUUCCUAUCUCCAGUGACAAUUGCAUAUUUGCCAAAAUGGAGACCCUGAUGUAACAGACAGGGAUCCAAAGAACCCCAAGACCAAUUCUGUUUGUUCAAUUGAACUUUGGACUUGUGUUUCUUGAAUAGAACUCCCCCAUGACACAUGGAAAAUAGAUUUUGAAAUUUUGUUGUUCCCUCCCCCUCUCUCCCCCCUCCCAAAUAUUACUGAGCAUGCCCAAGACCUUGGGCAUCGCUAAAGUAGCUAUUUGGCUUUUAGCCACAGUUUCCAUCAACAAGGCACUUAGGCACAGAAUAAAGCAGUCAGACAUAAUUGUUGAUGAACAGCUUGGGUGUCUUCCAAAUGUGAUAUUCAACUGGAAAAGAGUGGGCCCAUGGGGUGGUGGGAGUGUGUGUGUGUGUGUGUGUGUGUGUGUGUGUAUGUAUGUGUAUGUGUAUGUGUGAGAGAGAGAGUGCGCGCGCGCGCACACGAGCACACACAAUAGCCCCACUCAAGGACGGUACCUAAAACCAGACCUUCAGUAUGAUUUUGAGCUUGUAUUCAGUAGAGCCUGCUAAGAUUUGGGGGGAAGUUCACAUUAGUUCAUUCCAACAUUUUUCAUGCUUUUUUGGUAAUGCCUGGCUUUGCCCAUAGCACAUGAUCCUGAUUCCUCUUUUGAUACUGAAAAUAAAAACAACUUCACGUUCCCUUGAACUGAUCUGUAUAUAAAACUGUCUCGGUGAAAAUAACCACAGUAAAGUAUAUGGCUGUUCUUGCAGUGGUUGAAGCAGACUUAAAGCCACCUGUUUAUCACUCUCUAGUGUUGUGUCUUGAACAGGUUUUUUUAAAAAGUUGAAGUUCCAAAAUUUUGUGUGGGUGUUUCCCUCCCACCUUUUGUUUCUUUUAAGAUCUGUAUUGGUCUUAUUUAGAACUAGUAUAUAAGUGUUUCCUGCAAACUUGUAAGUCUUAAUGACCAUAGAGCUGUUCUGUGCUCAUACUGAUUAUUCUAGUUCACACUAGAAGGUGAAGUGGAUGACUCUUGGGUGUCCUACAAAAAAAAUCAGCGGAAGAUUCAACUUUGUAACUUGUUGUAUUUUGUGUGUGUGUUUUAAACUUGAUUCCGUCAGUUGUAGUUGAAAAGGUGGGGUAAAGCAGUUUUUUGUAGAGCUUCCCAGGUUUGAGACAAUUUUUGCUUAGCACCUGUAGUGAAGUAAAUGGCUACUUGCAAGCUCCAGACACCUGAGGCUCUCAUGUAUAGCCCAGGGGAACUUGUUAGUGCAGGGAAAACGCAGGCUGUCAUCACAAAAAUGAUGGCAAAUGUUUCUGAUAAUCUAUUUGAUGGUAAGUUGCUUGUCUCUGACCCAGCCCAUAGAUUCUGUUAGUUUUUGAUACCCAGUUGGAUGUAAUGAAGACUUCAAGGCUGUCAACUGAAUGUUGACAGUUCUCUUUUUUUAAGUGUCCCUUUCUCAAUACGAAAAACACACAAAUGCAGCAAAAAAGAGGCAUGCUUCAAAUUACUGCUGAAAAUGUAGGUACUAGAAGCCUUGUGUAUUUCUAAGAGAAUGUCACUUCUUUCAAAAUAAAAUUAUGGCUGAGGUCAAUGGGCCUUGUAGUCCAAAAUGUUUGGAGGGCACCAGGUUGCUCCAGAAAAAAAGAAAGAAAAGCACACCUGUACUUACUGUCCUGAGAGCAAGUUUUCUUUUGAAACAUUGACAUUUUUAGAUGUAUAGGCAUGCAACUCCUCAUUUGUGUAUAGUGCUUCAUCCUCAGCUGCCCAGCUUUUUUGCUUUUCGUUUUCUCAAAGGAUGUGUUUGACUGUGCUGGAUAAUUUCAGGCCAAUUUACACAUUCAGCUUCUGUCCCCACAUAGAACACAUUAUUAUUUUUAGAAACAGUGUGAAAUGCAUGAGUUCAGAUCCUUGAAAUGUAUCUGUAUCUCACAUAUAUGUAUCUGUGUGUGAAAGAGAGAAAUAUCACAUGAUGAUCUCGAGCAUAGAUUUCAUGCUGCUUUCUUCACAGAAAUACUUUCAUUGUAGUAAAUGUAUAAUGUAUGAAGACCUGUUCAUUAGAACAGUUAAUCAGCGCCAGCUUAAAAUGCCUGUUAUGUAACUCAUAAAUAUCUGAGCUGAAUAGGUUUGCCAGACAUUUAUCUAACUCCAUUUGUGUUUAGUUUUUAAUACCAAACCAAUGUUACAUUUUCAACCUGUGGAAAUUCAAAAGGAAUAUACCUGAUUCAUCUGUAUAUUUUUCUACACAGUUUUAGAUUCUACUCUUGAGUGGGCUGCUAAGAUACUCUUAGGAUGCUGAUGUUAUUUCUAUUCAUAGCUGUGUACUGCAGCAAUUUAUUAACUCUAAAAAUAAUGUUAGACUAAGUGUUUAUUUUUAUUUCAAGAGUAGUAGACCUCUUGUUAAUCAUAAGUGCUUUUGAAAGGAAUUAGUUUUUCUGCUAUAUAUUUGCGAUCUUAAGAUGUUUGUAAUAGCUUUGUUAUAUAACUCUAAACUGCCUUAUGAGAUGGGAUACAAAUGUAUUAAAUAAAAUGUCAUGUUUAGGCUUUUAAAAGCAGAUUCAUCUACAUGAUUUGUUCUUGUUUGUUGCCCCCUUUCCGUCCCUUUCUCUCAUUUUUUACAGGUACCUUUAAACUAGUAAUAGAAUUUUCAGAAGAAUAUCCAAAUAAGCCUCCAACUGUUCGGUUUUUAUCAAAAAUGUUUCAUCCCAAUGGUAAGUUUUCAUAAAGAAUAUGUAAAAACCUUAGAUGCAAGCAUGUGCCCUCUGACUUUUAACAAAGUUUUAAUAUCCAUAUCAAUUGCUGAAGGUAAUUGUCAUGACAACUACUUAACACAGAAAUACUUCACAGCCUGCAGCCAAUACUUUCAUUAAAAUAAUAUCUGAACACUGAACAGCCAUGUCAUACUGGCAAUCAGAAAAAUAAAUGGAAACUAAUUAAGUUUAGAAAUAGUUUGUUCUAUUAGAGACCAGUAAAGAACUUCCUGAUUAAGGGAAUUGCUUUGGAGGGUACAGUGGGGAAUGGGGAAAGAUCCACUGCAUGAGUGGCCGCCUCUGUUGGAUCCAGCCCCCUACAUCUGCAAAAUCCAAAGCCUUAAUGAAUGUUGCAGCUGGAGCUGUAAUCUUCCUUAAUAUCUGUGCUCCUUUUUGGAAGCUUUCUGUCUCAAAAUUUGUUGCUGAAUCCUCUGUGUAUAGCAUAUGGCUGCUUCUCUUUUAGACAAGGAGCUCAGUUAACAGGGAGCAGUAUUGAUGCUGUCCAAGCACUGAUUCAAUCAUUUGACAAGACAUCAAGGCCCUGUGUACAAUAUUUUUGAAACCUUUCCUCCCAUUCUUCCUGUAGCCUAAGCAACUUGCUGUUCAUCAGCUGAAGAGUGAGGAGGAAUGAGAGAUUGUUUUUACUGAGAUGUCAAAUGUAGCUAGACAAUAUACACUGUUUUAAAGAGAGACAGCGAGCCUACAAGCCCAUAAUGUGAAGGAGGAUUGAUCCUCCUUUUGGAGAGGAACUUUUAUGUCCCUGCUCAGUGUGUGUAACUAACAUACGCAUAGAGGAACCCAUAUAUUUUAACUUUGUUAGGAAGAUUGGUUAGAGAUAAAGUGAGAGGGUUCCUCUUCUAUUGCUACAAAUCAAAGGAAACCGAACAUCUUUCAUAUAAUUAUCUUCAGAUUUUGCAUCGGGAUUGUUAUGAGUCAUGAGUCUCUAUCAGCACAUUGAACUGCAGAAAAACCCGUCUUGGGAACGAGAAUUUCACUUUGAUUUUCUUCCUGCCCAAAAGUGAACAAUAAAUAAAUGGAUACUACCUCCCAAAAUGCCUAGUGACCAGUACUUCUAACCUGUGCCCACACAAGAUUAACUGCAGGUUGCCUCAUUGGUGAAAAGUUAGUGUGCAAUAUGCUCUUCUCCUAUGUAUUUUCUGCAGCAUGAUCUAUGCAUGUUUAUGAAGAUUUCAAUAUGAAUUAAAAUGCUGAACUUUUGGAGAAAUGCAUCGCCCGUUCACAUGUAGCAUUAAACUGGCAUAAACUUGAAAUAAUAGUGGUAUAAUUUUAAAACCUUCUUUUCAUUUUAGUAUAUGCAGAUGGUAGCAUAUGUUUAGAUAUCCUUCAGAAUCGCUGGAGUCCUACGUAUGAUGUCUCAUCUAUUUUAACCUCAAUUCAGGUAAUCUUAGUAAAUAACAUACUGCUCUUCAUAGUAGUCUACUCAUCUGAGAAGCUGAUGGGGAAAAUUGCUGAUGAAGAUUGAGUCCUUUCUAUCUUGAGCAAUUUAUUAGAGUGAAUAUUUUGAACUAUUUCUAGUAACUGUACGGCUACUUAGUAAGUCAUUUUGUCUAAAGUGCUUGUCAAAAGGAUUGUUAUUUUUCUUUUACUGUAUCAGUUUAGAUGUAAUAUUAAAUGUAAAUGUUGCAAGAACAGGGCCUGGGCUUCUUGUAACCCUCAAACAUGGCAUUCUACUCUGGUUAGAUCUCUUCAUUUUGAUGGCUGCUGCUUUAUAUUCCACCCCCAAUUUUGGCUUCCUUUUCUCUUUCCAGUCGCUGCUUGACGAACCCAAUCCAAAUAGUCCUGCCAACAGUCAGGCUGCACAACUUUAUCAGGAAAACAAGCGUGAAUAUGAAAAAAGAGUUUCGGCUAUUGUUGAACAAAGUUGGAAUGAUUCAUAA
Messenger RNA from Podarcis lilfordi (Lilford's wall lizard), 11653 nucleotides. Lineage: Eukaryota; Metazoa; Chordata; Lepidosauria; Squamata; Lacertidae. The record is from the annotation of a GenBank genome assembly.